CGGACAGAGAACCACAAUAAUGAAGCUUUUUAGUUCAUUGUUGGACUGGAAGGAUGAUGCCGAUCCUACGAACGGUGGCGGCGUUGGUGGCGGCGACUACAGCGACCACAGCACAUGUUCAUGUGCAAAUUCAUCUUCGCGCAGGAACGGUUCCAGCCCGUGGCGUCAAUUUGGGCGGGUGGCUCGUGGCAGAGCAGUGGAUGACUUGGGACUCUCCGAUUUGGAGCGGCGUGCCGGCUAACGUGUCCGGUCAAGGCGAGUACCAAACGAUGAUGUAUCGAGGCGCGGAAGCCGGUCAAGCGGCCUUUGACGUCCAUCGACGGACGUGGAUCACGGAAGGCCACAUCCAGCACAUCGCCGCGUCCGGAUUGAACCUUGUCCGCGUUCCGGUGGGGUAUUGGAUCCAGGGUUGCAGUGGCCUGCCUCGUCAACUUGCCACUGAGUGCGCUGUGUAUGCGUCGGGGGGACUAGACUACUUGGAUACCCUUGUUCGGGAGUGGGCUGUCCAACAUAACGUGGCGGUGCUGAUCAGCAUCCAUGGCGCGCCAGGGUCGCAGAACGGAGCCGACCACAGCGCACCAGCCACGCCAGGUGCCCACUGGUCGGACUCGGACGAGAAUGUCGCCGCCACCCGCCGCCUCGUGACUUUCUUGGCGGCGCGGUACCUCCACGACGACGCGUUCUUAGGCAUUUCCCUCUUGAACGAACCGGCGGGUGCCACGGAUGUGAACGUGUUGACGCAAUACUAUGACAACGUGUACAACGACGUGCGCAGCGGCGUGGGUAGCGACUGCAUUUUGGUCACGGCCCCGCUCUUGUGGUGUCAAAACAGCGGCAGUGGCGUGUGUUCCAUGGACAAGUUCGGGCCCGACAUGACGAAUGUGUGGCACGACUGGCACCCAUACGUGGUGUGGGGCUAUGACGCGAUGACCGAGGAUCAAAUCAUCACGCAAGGUGUUGGCGGCUGGGCCACGGCCAUCCGACAGUGGAACGGGAGCCAUCCAUUGUUCUUGGGCGAGUGGUGCUUUACAGGUCCAGGCGGGAAGUUCUCGACCGAAGCGUCCACGAAAGCGUUGGUGCAUGCCAUGGUAGACAUGGUAGGUGGCGCCGUCGCUGGAUGGGCCGUGUGGUCGUGGCGUAUGGCUGGUGACAACACUUGGAACAGCUGGAGCUUGAGCGGCCUCGUCAAUAGUUACGAUCCGGUUUCAAUCUCCGACUGGCCAUCUCAAGAUGUGUCACCGGCAGGGUUGGCGUUGCGGGGUGUGACCGGGUAUUUCACAGGCGACCCGUCGCGGGUGAACAAGGUGCUCGUACAGGAUGCCAUGUGGAUGAUGCAGUUCGGUGUGACGGUGAUGGAGCGCUGGAUGUACAACCGACGGACGUUGCAGUUGCGGUCCACUCGGUUUGGCGAUUGUUUGGACGGGUACUUCGACACGAGUCGCCAGGUGUACCGCGUGCACAUGUGGUCCUGUGCCGCGUCGAAUGUCAAUCAAAAGUGGAAACUGGAGCGACACCAGAUCGUCCACGUGUCGUUUCUCUUGUGCUUGUCCGUGGCUGCCCUUGAAAUGACAUUGCAGCGAUGUGAUGCCACCGACGCCGCGCAGGUUUGGACGACCAAGGAGCGAGUCAUGCUGGCACUCCCCAUGCGACAGCGCGUCGGAGUCGGCGCGCAAGGCCAACUUGUCCAGGCUUUCAUGCCCGACGACAAUCUCAUGUGGCAGCCGCCAGCGUUGACGUGGCUCGUUGACUACGAAGCACAGUCGAUUUCCAAUGCCGCCACUGGCCAGUGCUUGGAAGCAGCAUCCUCCAAGCCACCGGCAAGUGGAAAUAUCUCUGUCUCCAUGCAGCCAUGUGAGCGAGGACGGGCGACCCAGAAGUGGAUUGUUGAUCAUCUCCACCAACACCUCGUCUUUCUCGACCGCUUCUGCUUGGCCAUGGCAGCAGCUUCUUCCAGCCAGCUCAUGGUGUGCGACCCGACCGAUCCAGGCCAGAGAAUUCGACUCGAAUGGCUCGAAUACCCAGAAGUGUAGCGACCGUCCACACUUGGUUCGUGGGAAUCUGAAUGGGCAAUAUGGGAUGACUUUUGGAAUCAAAUAGCCGUUUUAAAUAGGAUUAAUUAAUGUAGGAAAAUUAUAGGUGGAAUUCGAUGCCAGCAGGGACUUGUAAUUGUUCCACGAUGGUUAAAGAGUUGUGGAGCUUGUGGAUGAGGAGAGAUUCGUCCGAUGGAGUCACAGGCGGCAUGGACGACGAUUGCAGGAACGGAUGCGCCACUACCUGGGCAAGAGUCCACCGUUUCAACGGGUCGACUUGCAGGAUGUUUUCCAUCAAGUCGAGCGCGUCUUCGGAAACAACGUCAUCAAAGUCCCAUUCGUGCACGAGGGACCGCCAGCCUUUUUCGUGGACGAACUGCAUGACAGGGUCGGACACUUCCGACGAGUCAACUGGUGGACUUCCCGUGAGCAUGAUGAACAGCAUCACACCUAUGGACCACACAUCCGCGAGCACGGGAUCGUACGACUCGCCCGAGUGCAUUUCCGGUGCCAUGUAGAAUGACUUGCCCACGGCAUGAUCGCGACGCUGGUCGGUCUCCAUGGACAAGCCAAAGUCGCUCACUUUCAACGUUCCAUUGGCAUCCACCAAUACGUUUUCCAAGGACAAGUCGCAGUGGGCAAUGCCACGGCCAUGCAUGAACUGCAAGGCAUCGCAAAUUUGGGAGAAGUAUGCCUUGGCGACAGUAGGCUCGACCCGUCCGUUUGGCAAUUGCUCCACGACGUCAAACAGUUCACCGUUGGCGCAGUACUCCAGCACCAAGUGCUCGUACCCAUGUUGGACAAAGUCGUCGUACAGGGCUAAGAUAUGCGGGUGUGUUGUGACAGCGUUAUCGUUGUCGGCCUUCAUCAUGUGUCGAUGGAUUUGGCGUUCGGUCGACACGACGGUUGAAGCAUGCCGUGCCGCAAAGGGCACCUUCACGCGCUUGACCACAACGGGGGUGCCAGUCUGUCGGUCUGUGCACAGCAGGACUUGGCCCGUGCGCGUGGUGGCAAGUCUUCUCACGACGGCGUAUCCUUCCAUCCUGGAUGCGCGUGGCCUUGUGGAUUUCGAAAUGAG
Molecule: messenger RNA, 3108 nt
Organism: Aphanomyces astaci
Lineage: Eukaryota; Oomycota; Saprolegniomycetes; Saprolegniales; Verrucalvaceae
Exons: 3
Coding region: 54-2030 (658 amino acids)
Biological process (GO): glucan catabolic process
Cellular component (GO): cell surface; extracellular region
Molecular function (GO): beta-glucosidase activity
Source: RefSeq, a predicted model, not a curated record